Messenger RNA from Paramecium octaurelia, 1361 nucleotides. NCBI's taxonomy places the organism in Eukaryota, Ciliophora, Oligohymenophorea, Peniculida, Parameciidae. The record is from the annotation of a GenBank genome assembly.
AAUUCCUAUGCGCUCCAUGAAUUCAAAUAUGGAUAGGGAAAAUGCUGAGCAUGUCCCAAUUAAUAUCAAUUAGACAGAGAAUAAGAGGCAUCAAUGUUGCAAUCAUAAUCAUAAUCACAAUCAUUAAAAUCAACAUUAACACCAACAUUAACACAAUCACCAACAUCAUCAUCACUCCUCAUAUAACCCAUUUGCAAAUGUCCCCAAAGAGAUGAGAGUCUUCAUUUGGCAUGCCAUUCUUAGUGGUGAUUAUGCUAUGCAAAUCUUUAUGCAGUUGCCUAUGAUGGCUCAAGGCUAUUAUUUUUACAUGAUGAUUUAGUAUUCCAAUCAUACUAUUUAUUAGACAGGCCCUUAUGACACCUAUUUAUAAACUUAAUGGAUGGCUCAAUUAAAUAAUGCCAGACAAUAUACUAAAAUAAAUAUUUGGAGGGUUUGCUAUCUAUUAUUUUCUUGGUCACGGCCUUUUACUCUAUUUCAAUUAUGAAACUUAUCCUGAAUUGGUAUCUAUAUCUAAUAAUCUAGGAUUAUAUUUUGUACAUUAUUUAUGCUAUCUUUACUACUUAUUUCUUGGUUCUAUUAUGUCCAGCAGGUUAUUUCAAAUAAGCAGAUUUCAAAGAACUUUUAGAUACUAAACCAGAACUAUUCACACUCUCUAAAAUGAAUAGAAACAUCUGCGUUCUAUGUUCAAUCCCCAAAGUUGUUAGAUGCUAACAUUGUCUAUAUUGUCAAAAGUACUAAUCCAUAUAAAUGUAGAUGUGUUAAAAGAUGGGAAUUCCAUUCAAUGCAAUUCAACAUAUGCAUUGGUCUAUACAAUUAUCCACUCCUCAUUCUCUAUCUUAUUUCUUGGACUUCAUAUCUUUUUUUCAUACUCAGAUAAUUCACACUAUCAUAGAGAACACAAGAGAAGUCCUAUUUUGAUUUGUUCGUUAUAUUAAUCAAUAUAUGGCAAAUCUAUUAUUUUGGUUAACAAUACCUGCUGUGUUUAUUGAGAGUAAUAAUCUUAAUUUUAUACUUAGAUUUCCUACAACAUUACUCCCUCAGAAUUAGUAUAAUGGAGAAGAUACUCCUAUCUAUGGGCUAAUGAUAGAGGAAUGUUUGGAAACCCCUUUGACAAAGGAUUCAUCAAUAAUUGGAUAUCCUUUUUUAAACCUCUUUUUACAAGCAAAGGAGACCAAAAUUGGGCUACUAAUAAAUACAUCAAUGUUACUGACAUCCCUAAUCACCCUCUUGGAGCUAAAGCCUAAUAAUUAAUAGAUUAAUAAAUUAGAGAGUUAAGAAUGAUGGAAAAAGACAUGAUUAAAAGGUAAGCUGCCAAUGAGGAGGCAGAGGGACUAUUGAAUGAGUGACAACAGUAUUUUUGU